AUGCCAGCUCUUCCCGCUUUCCCCCUCACCCGCCGCCCAUCCGACGCCAGACGCCGCGGUCGCCUCGUCCUUUCCCUCGUCGUCCUCGUCGCCGUCUCCGCCGCCGCAGCCCUCGCCUACCUCUCUUUCCCCUCUGCUGGGCGGACAUCGCCCCCGGCAGCGUUCUCGGCGGUCCGGGCGGAGGCCGACUGCUGCAGGGGUAUGGAGGGCCUCGAGCUCUGGGGCCCGGCGGUCAAGUGGGGCUCAGACCACCGCCUGCCCUCCGCCGCUGCCUGCUGCGCUGCCUGCAAGGCCAUGUGCCCUCACCCCGAGGACGGGGCCUGCCGCUGCGACUCGUGGGUCUUCUGCGGUGACGAGCGCAAAUGCAAGGACAGGUUCGGGGAGGAGCGUAUUGAUAAAAGUAAAAUUAGUACAGGCAGCAACAUGGAUCCAUUUAUAUGCAACUAG
Sorghum bicolor (sorghum) is the source of this 447-nucleotide messenger RNA. RefSeq lists its product as uncharacterized. NCBI's taxonomy places the organism in Eukaryota, Viridiplantae, Streptophyta, Magnoliopsida, Poales, Poaceae. The record is from RefSeq and is a predicted model, not a curated record. The transcript has 2 exons. The coding region runs from base 1 to 447 and encodes 148 amino acids.